This is a messenger RNA of Aspergillus homomorphus CBS 101889, 1059 nucleotides long. RefSeq lists its product as uncharacterized. Lineage: Eukaryota; Fungi; Ascomycota; Eurotiomycetes; Eurotiales; Aspergillaceae. The coding region runs from base 1 to 1059 and encodes 352 amino acids. The transcript has a single exon. The record is from RefSeq and is a predicted model, not a curated record. Gene Ontology annotation, molecular function: protein binding.
AUGGCAUCACCAGUUACAGUUGCACUUCCAGCACCCGCAACACUCAGCAGCUUGCCAGCCGAGGCGCAACUGCGAAUCUCCAAGCUCCUUGACGACACAUCACUCAUCAGAUUGAGCCUAGCAUGCAGGGAAAGACAUGGCCUCCUUUUCCACGGAAUCCAAGAACGAGCCAAAAGACACGCGCUCCCUCCCCAAGACAUCUACAACAGACGCAUGUUCCACUCUCGAGACGGCGAAGUAUACUUUCACCGCUUCCCCGGCGCCAACGAGUGGAGGCGAACCAUCCGCGAGCCCCUCGCGGAAGCAGUUUGCGCCGGCCGGUACGACGAGGUCAGAUUCUACCUAGACGCCGAGGUGAGUGCCAAAUCCAUAAACCUAGACGCAGUACCCCUGCUCCACCUCUCCAUCAGAGCAGGCCAGUACCACUUCGCUGCGCUGCUGCUCCAGUACAAUGCGGACCCGAAUGUUGUUUGCCCGAGCACGGGGCGCAUGGCGUUGGACGACGCGGUGGGCGGACCCGCGAACCCGCCGGUCUGGCUCAUCGAAAGGCUCCUAGCGGCCGGGGCGCGGUUCAUCCACGACCUCACGUUCGGGAUCUGCUGCACGCAGACCUGGGGCAAGGCGUUCUUUCGACGGGCCGUUCGCAACGGCACGGAGAUCCUGCCGGACACGAAUGACCCGUCUAUCCGGCUACAGGCGAUGUGCAAGCUUGCGGAUAUGGAGAUAGUGCACUGUCUAUUCGAUCUAGUGCCGGGGCUGGUGACUCAGCGGCAUGAUGGGCUUUCUGCGCUGGAUAUUGCGCUGGUGUAUGGACGGGAGGAUAUCGCGGUUUGUCUCGUUCGUAGAGGCGUGCCGUUGCCGGCUAGCGCGGAGCGCGAAUUGAAGAUCGCGAUGCUGCAUGGGCACACAAAUCUCGUCCAGGAGCUGUUGAAGCAUGCUCAAUUGGCGGGGAGAUGUCCGAGCUGGAAAUGUGCCGCCAUUCAACAGUCCGAGGAACGUCGGCGGAAUGCAUCUGUGCACAGCGUCAGUAGACAGCGCUGGAUUAAGAUGAUCUCAUAG